Messenger RNA from Cucurbita pepo subsp. pepo (vegetable marrow), 1066 nucleotides. Its product is annotated as Sec14p-like phosphatidylinositol transfer family protein. NCBI's taxonomy places the organism in Eukaryota, Viridiplantae, Streptophyta, Magnoliopsida, Cucurbitales, Cucurbitaceae. The record is from RefSeq and is a predicted model, not a curated record.
AAUUCCAUUUCAUCCCUCCUAAUUUCUUCUCUGAUCUCCCUUUUUCUCUUUUUCCCUUUCCCGUUUCUUUGAUUCUACUGUUUUAAAUCCCUCUCAGAUUUCUGAUUUUGAAACCGAUCGUACUAGUUUGGUGAAAUUUUGGUUUCAGAUUUUGAUUUUAAGUUCGUUGUUUCUACUGUAGUUGAGGCCGAUUACGGUGAUUAUCUUUGUGUUAGUUUUGGAAAAUGGAGAAUAGUCAGCGGAUUUUGCAGAUGAGGAGAGUAGUCGAGAAAAAUGGGGUUUCCACGGAAAAGUAUGGAGACCUGACGAUGAUGAGGUUUUUGAUCGCGAGGUCGAUGGAUGUUGAGAAAGCAGCGAAGAUGUUUGUACAAUGGCAGAAAUGGAGGGAUACGAUGGUUCCGAAUGGGCGAAUUGAUGAAUCUGAGAUUGAAGAUGAACUGGAAGCUAGGAAAAUUUAUUUGCAGGGUUUGUCACAGAAUGGGCAUUCUGUGAUGAUCGUUAAAGGGAGCAAGCAUUUUCCUGCGAAGGAUCAAGUUCAGUUCAAGAAGUAUGUGGUUUAUGCCUUGGACAAGACAAUUUCAAGUGCUUUCCAAGGAAGAGAAAUCGGGAAUGAGAAGCUGAUUGGCAUUCUUGAUUUGCAGCAGAUUUCGUACAAGAACAUCGACCCCCGUGGAUUGAUCACAGGCUUUCAGUUUUUGCAGGCCUAUUAUCCUGAACGUCUGGCAAAGUGCUACAUCUUAAAUAUGCCACGGUUUUUUAUCAGCGUGUGGAGGAUGGUUUCUCGGUUCCUUGAGAAGGUGACACUCGAAAAGAUUGUGAUUGUGAGCAACGAAGAAGAAAGGAAAAGUAUGAUAGAGGAAAUUGGAGAAGAAGUACUGCCGGCUGAGUAUGGUGGAAAGGGAAAGCUUAUUGCUCUUCAAGAUGCUGUCCUUCCUCACUUGGAUGGUUGAUGAUAGGCAAUUGAUUUCUAUUGUAUUAUUUCUCUCUCAAAAGCUCAUUAUAUAUAAGAUAUAUAAUGUUAUUUAGCUUCAAUGGAAUUGUUGUGUAAGCUAAUUCAGUACCUAAA